AUAUAGUCGAUGAGCAAGAAUUGAAAAAAAACAACAAAACAAAAUGUAUUUCCAGUACUGCUUUAACACAGGUACAAAUACAUAUUGAUAUCACUGUUUUGUCAAAGUGAAUUAAAGAGAUGACGAGAUGUUUCUGUAUGAGAUUUUCCGCCGUGUAAACCCACGGUUACGAUGCCUCCUUCAAGAACCUGUACCGACCACGCUAUAAAUAAUUUUGGAAUUCAUUCCAAACUAAUUUAAUAUAAUCGAAAAGAUUUUCGACUUCUCUAGUUAAGAAAUUUGACUAUGGGGUCUCUAUAAAAUAAUUUUGUUUAAACUUAAGGGCUUGGUUUGACACAAAUGUUUGGCUAUAGACGUAAAUACAAAAAUGAGUAGACAUUUGCAUCAAGGCUUAUCCUUGUCUCAGUGUAAGACCAAUAUUCAUUGUACACGGUUCUGUGAUUUGUUUCGGAAAAUAUGAUUUUAAAAUAUGUUAUCUGUGUCAUAUUUAUACUAAAAAGUUUAUAUGUUUUAACAUCCGGACAACCUAAAUUACAUUUCUUUCGAAGUGAUUACAAAUAUUUAGAUGCUACACGUAGUUUUUAUAAAAUACAUAAAGCGAAGACAUGGCGGGACGCGAAGGUGAAGUGUGAUUUAGAAGGCGCAAAGCUCUUUUAUCCUAAGAAUAUUAACGAACGAGACGUGGUUAUUAGCUACAUAAAUAAAAUUAACCGGAACAUAGAUUCCAUUUAUAUUGGUAUUAACGCAGUGACCAAAGGGGUUUUUCAAAGUGUUGACGGGGUACCAAUAAAAGACGUGUACAAUCAAUGGAUGUCUGGAGAACCAAACGACAUCACCGCCGAAGAUGAUUGCAUCGUUAUGAACAAAAUCGGGCUUUAUAAGGAUGAUAAAUGCAACCGACGGUUACCCUAUCUUUGUAAGAAAACUAUGGAAUCAUUCACACAAUGGAAUAAUGAAUGCAACGUUCCAUUUUUGGAGUAUAAAUUCAAUAAGGAAUUGAAUAAAUGCUACAAGUUUCACACACUACCUAAAUCUUGGGUGGAUGCGGCGCAAACUUGCGAAGCUGAACAAGCCUACUUGGCAAUACCAAACAGUCAAGAAGAAGCUAGUUAUUUAUCGAAAAUAACUAACGAGAAUCCAAAAAAUUACAGUGGAAGUUAUCUAAGUGGAGCAGUACAUUUGGGAUAUCGCUUUGAUGAAACACUAGAUGACUGGAUAACCGUCAAAGGUGAUACUUUGGAGCAGGCUGGUUACUUUGUAUGGAACUACUACAAGCCGGACGGUGGAGAACAGGAGCAUUGCGGCGGCAUGUUUUACAACGGACAACUCAACGAUAUCAGCUGUGAAGCUCAACAUUGCUAUUUCAUUUGUGAGAGAGACAAUGAUAAUCUCAAUGCGAUUUUAUAACCUAAUCGGUGUAAAAAUAGAAAAGAGUUUAGUAUUGUCAACCAAAUGAAAGCAUUAACAAGUCUAUUUUUUCUUUUUUUCUGUGUCUUACUUUACAGAUUUCUAUUUUUUUUUAUUUAAAUACUUGAAUUUAAUUAAAACGUUAAUAAAACAAAUAAAAUAUUAAACUUAUUCUUGUCAUCUAUGUUUUGUCUUUGUAA
Messenger RNA from Papilio polytes (common Mormon), 1607 nucleotides. RefSeq names its product macrophage mannose receptor 1-like. Lineage: Eukaryota; Metazoa; Arthropoda; Insecta; Lepidoptera; Papilionidae. The record is from RefSeq and is a predicted model, not a curated record. The transcript has 5 exons. The coding region runs from base 457 to 1407 and encodes 316 amino acids.